UUGAACGUAUUCUCCAAGACACCCCGAGAUUUCCUCUCUCUCUCUCUGAUCUAUAUAUAUACGCGCUGCUUCUCUUCGCUCCUCCCCAUUUUUCUGUGGUUUUAUAGACAAGGUAUUGUUAUAAGGUCUCCUGCUACCCGAAAUCACCACGUACCCUGACCGAUUAACAUUAGAUUAAAGAUGUGUCCUUCCGAAACCGAAAGAAUACCGAGUCGGGAACCCACCACAACCACAAGGGUGCCCGAUCUCAAGCCGGUAUUUGAUGUUCUCGACAUAGACCGAGACGGAAAGAUCAGCGCCGACGACCUCCGGACAUUCUACGCGGGAUUCUCCUCCGGCGCCAAUAUCACCAGCGACGAAGACAUCGGAUCGAUGAUGUCGGUGGCGGACUUGAACAAAGACGGGUUCGUGGAGUUAGGGGAGUUUGAGCGGGUUCUGGGUGGCUUCAGGCCCGUGAAUGGAGUAAUGACCGAUGCGUUCAAGGUUAUGGACAAAGACGGGGACGGGAAGGUUGGGUUCGAUGAUUUGAGGAGUUACAUGAACUGGGCUGGAUUGUCUGUCACUGAUGAGGAUAUCCGGGCCAUGAUUAGAUUGGCAGGUACAGACGGAAAGGACGGGAUCCCUUACGAGGGUCUGCUCAAGAUAUUGGCCCUUGAUUUUGCCGGUUGAGCUUACGCUGCUAAUUGGUCGGAAGUCGGAACCGGAGGAGAUGUAACGGGCCGGCAUGACAAUGUGUGGCUCAUCUUGUAUGGAAAUUGGAAAGUUGUUAAACUUGUGGUUGCUCACCCAAGGGAAGACCUUCCUUUGUCUUGUUUUCUUAGCGUAAACCUUUACCGAAGAGCUAUCAAACAAAUAUUGUACCUUAA
Nelumbo nucifera (sacred lotus) is the source of this 866-nucleotide messenger RNA. RefSeq names its product Ca2+-binding protein 1 (gene CP1). The record is from RefSeq and is a predicted model, not a curated record. Gene Ontology annotation, molecular function: calcium ion binding. Lineage: Eukaryota; Viridiplantae; Streptophyta; Magnoliopsida; Proteales; Nelumbonaceae.